Messenger RNA from Papaver somniferum (opium poppy), 1060 nucleotides. RefSeq lists its product as uncharacterized. Bases 314 to 871 code for a protein of 185 amino acids. The transcript has a single exon. The record is from RefSeq and is a predicted model, not a curated record. Gene Ontology annotation, cellular component: plasma membrane. NCBI's taxonomy places the organism in Eukaryota, Viridiplantae, Streptophyta, Magnoliopsida, Ranunculales, Papaveraceae.
GCUAGGUUCAUAAAUUGGUCUUGUAUAUUGACAUCUAUGUCUUGGGAAGUCAGCCCAUAUUCAGAAUGGUUGCCGUCCAGAAACUGACUUUUAUGCUCAACAGUAAUCCAAAUGCCCAUCAAACUAACUCAAACACAUUGAUUUCUUCUCCCUCAGAGUCAAAAAAAAAUUGUUUCGGAAGAACGAUCUUAUUCCAAUCCUAUAGAUUCGGUUUACUACCAUAAGAAACAGUUCUGAUAAAAAAAAAUAGCGCAGCCAGUCGACUAUCACCUUAAGUACUAUACUUUCAUCAGUGCAAAGUACAAGGAUUAUCAUGAGGAAAGGCUUCAAAAUAUGCUGUGGUCUAAGUUUACUUUUGGUGAUAAUUGUUUUGGUUGUUCUUAUUAUCGUUUUCUUUACUGUUUUGAAGCCUAAACAACCAGAAGUGUUUGCUCAUCCGGCCCACCUCACUCACAUAAAGGUUGGAUUUUUUCCUGCCUUUGAACUUAACGCGACAUUAGCUCUUAUAGUUACGAUUAACAAUCGCAAUUAUGGUAGUUUCAAGUAUAACAAUGGUACAGCCUAUGUCUACUACCGUGGAAUCGAAAUAGCUGAAACAGCAAUUGAUGCAGAUAAUAUUCCUGCGCGUUCAAAACACAAUAUUAGUACGAACGUUGAUGUUACCGCCGACAAAAUGGUAUUUGUUCCAAGUUUUUGGGACGAUGUUGGUGCUGGAUUGUUUAACUUCUCAUCAUCAACGACCUUGCACGGAAAAGCUAGCUUGUUAAAGAUAUUCAAGAUAAAAGCAGUUGCUGAAACCAAUUGCAAUAUAUCUAUCUUAUUCCUACAACAGAGAAUUGAUUCAAAUUGUUAUUCCAAAUUCAAGUUAUGAUUACUAGAUACUACCACAUGAGUAUGUGCUCGCUUGUCUAUGUGGUAGACAUCCAGUGCUGCGCUAUACCAGCAGAAGAUUCAUUUGUGUUUUACUUACAAAUAAAGAACUGAGCUUUCCUGUUUGUUCCCUCGGUUUGAAGCAAAUUUGAUUAAAAUAAUUAAAUUAACAAAAUGCACUGAUCAUUAC